This is a messenger RNA of Vespula pensylvanica (western yellowjacket), 1305 nucleotides long. RefSeq names its product metallo-beta-lactamase domain-containing protein 1. The record is from RefSeq and is a predicted model, not a curated record. The transcript has 4 exons. Lineage: Eukaryota; Metazoa; Arthropoda; Insecta; Hymenoptera; Vespidae. The coding region runs from base 11 to 646 and encodes 211 amino acids.
UUUUAACACAAUGUGUGAAGUUAAAGUUCUGUUUAAUGGAUACUCCGAGCAAUUGGAUGAUAGAAUAAUGUGCGCUAAUUGUUCGUGUACCUUAAUAAAAGGUCCAAAAUUAAUUAUUGUUGAUACUAUGACUGCUUGGGAUCAGAAGAAAAUUUUGGAAGCUCUUAGUCGUGAGAAUGUAACACCAGCAGAAAUUGAUUAUGUUGUAUGUACACACAGUCAUCCUGAUCAUAUUGGAAAUAAUAAUUUAUUUACCAAUGCAGAGCACAUUGUAGGUCAUUCUGUACAGCAUGGUGAUCUGUUUUAUGAAGAAAAUCUUAAAAAUGAAGAGUAUAUUCUUUGUGAUGGAGUUAAAGUUCUUGCAACACCAGGACAUACAUCGGAAGAUAUUACCGUAUUAGUUCAAACUAGUAUUAAUGGUCGAUCUAGUUGCGUCGCUAUUACAGGUGAUCUGUUUGAAAAGGAAGAGGAUAUUGUAAAUCCAUUAAUUUGGAAAAGUCUCGGUCAAAACGAUUUACAAAAAGUUCAAUCUUAUAUGCGCUCUCGUAUAAUUAAUCUCGCUGAUUUUAUAGUACCUGGACAUGGUCCAAUGUUUUCUGUUACAGAUAAAAUGAGGCAAAUCGUUGAUAGUCAAGUGAUUAAAUGAUUCUACAAUUAAAAUUGAAAUCAUUUAAUUCGAAAAUUAAAUUCAACCACGCUAAUCGUUUACAAUCUUAUUUAUUUUUACAAACAUUUUAUUAAACAUUACAUAAUGAAGUACAUGGUAUCACAACAUUAUUAUUUGUAUAUAUUUUUAUAAUGACAAUUGCAUGCCAAAUUGUAUGUAUAAACAAGAAAAGAAGUACAAUGCGCUAAGGGCAUAUUGACCAUUGGCUUAUGUAAUGUAUAUUAAAAUAACUUUCUACAUAGGAAAUUGAGAAUCAUUUAUAAAAAGAAUAUAAAUUAAAUAUGUUUCUGAUAUAUGUCAAGAAAUUCGCACUUAGAAUUUAAGCUAUGUGUAAGUGUUCACAGCCAACAUCAAAAAUUAACAAUUUAUGUAUUUGCAUUCAUCAUGUUAUAGGUUUCAUAGAUUAAUUUUUAUCACUGAUGAAUAGAAUCUUUUACUUCUGAAGAAAAAAAAAUUACACUAAUAUACUAAGUUAUAUAAUCCAUAUAUAAAGAAACAGUUAAUUAUUAUAUAUCAUAUGUAAGAAUUACUACUGCAUUUAUUUCUAGUUUAAUACACUUUCUUUAAAAAAAAAAAAAAAAAAAAAAGAAAAUAAUAAUAAUAAAAAAAAAUAAAUAAAUAAAAGAAAUAAAAAAAAA